ACAGCCAUUAUGAGCCGUGUGGCUCAUCCUGCCCCGAGACGUGCAUGGGUCCGUUGGGAGCGUCGUGCCCGCUGCCCUGCGGGGAAACGUGCGCCUGUGACGCUGGCUACGUCCACAGCGGUCCUGACUGCGUCCUGCGGCGCUGGGGACCUGGUGGCUGUGGCUGCACACACCAGGGACGUCUGCUGGGACCAGGCGAGACUUUAUGGGAGGGUGUGGGCUGCAUGCGCCGCUGUGUCUGCCCAGCUUCAGGAGGGAGCGUGAUCUGCACCCAGGGUGGUUGCAGGCCAGGCGAGCGCUGCAUUCUGUCCCACGGCCUGCGCACCUGUGUGCCCUGGAGCAUGGCCACAUGCGUGGCAGCCGGCGGAGGUCACUACAUUACCUUCGAUGGGCGCCGUUUUCGCUUCCCUGGCUCUUGCGUGUACCUGCUGAGCGGCCUUAGUUCUCCCGCACCGCAGGACCUGGCAGACUUCCGUGUGCUCCUGGGCACUGGUCCUGAUGGAGUCCCAAGAAGCCUCGAAGUGCUUCUGACUGGUUACCACCUGAAGCUGGACCCCAAGGAACCUGGUCAUGUCCUGGUGAAUGGAGACUGGCAGAAUCUACCAUUCCAGGCUCUGAGCAACAGAACCCUCAUCUUUCGCCAUGGCUGGGACACUGUGAUCAGCUGCCCCUUUGGCUUGCGUGUGACCUAUGCCCCUGGGAUCCGCGUGGUAGUGGAUCUUCCAGCAGCAUAUAUGGGCCAUGUGGCGGGGCUGUGUGCUGACUACAAUGGGGAUCCCUCGGAUGACCUCCAUGUCCCUGGAAUUGUGCUGGGCACCAACAUGCCUGAGGAUGCACUGGCUUGGGCCUUUGGCCAUAGCUAUUUGGUGGGUUCCCCGACUGAGUGCCUGAAUGCUGCUGACAAGAUGCCGCCACCUCCACCAUCCUGUGUCACCCUGCCAACCACCAGCACCCCAGCCCACUUUGCCCACAUCUGUGACAUCCUCUUGGACCCCCUGGGGCCCUUCCAGCUGUGCCAUGAGAUGCUGGCACCAGGCCCCUAUGUCCAAGAUUGCAUAGUGGAUGUAUGCCUGGGUAUUGGACCCUGCCCCAUGCUCAGCCUCUACUGUGAAACUUGCCAGCUGCUGGGCGGCCAAGUCUUCCCCUGGCGGAAUUCGAGUCUGUGCAGUGAGUGUCUAGGGCUUCAGUACAGCCUCUCCAUCUUUGCUCAUCUGGGGAACCUGGUCCCACUCCUGACUGAGGUCCAGCUCCUGGGCUGUUGCCCAUCCCAGGAUGUCAGCUCAUCCCUGCACAAUACAACCCUGAGACCCUGGACUUCCCAAUGCGCUGGGUUCCACCCAUCCCUCCACUCCCCACCAGAUCCUCAACCUUGGCCUAUCCUAAAGUGUCAGGCCUAAGCCAACAAAAGUCCAGGCCAGCUCUCAUCCUUCCCUCUUCUUAGCCCCGAUUAUGGACCAGCCCUUCACCCCUUACCUUUCAGGGACUCAGACCUGUUCAUGGUCCAGCCGCCCAGCCCUUAUCCAUCCAGGCCCUACAGAUAGGCUCUGCCUCUUAUCCAUGGUUAACUACCUGGUCUUUUGCUAUCUGAAGGCUCCUGCAGCUCUGCCCAAGUGGACUUUUACCCCUGCAGGGCCCCAGAUGCCCCAUCCUAGCCCCAGAGGUGGAGGGUGAGACUCCCAGUAGACAAUGCCUUGAAGCAAUCCUCCAAUCCGCCUUGCUCCCGCAGGCCCGCUA
This is a messenger RNA of Neogale vison (American mink), 1734 nucleotides long. RefSeq names its product IgGFc-binding protein-like. Bases 45 to 1397 code for a protein of 450 amino acids. NCBI's taxonomy places the organism in Eukaryota, Metazoa, Chordata, Mammalia, Carnivora, Mustelidae. The transcript has 2 exons. The record is from RefSeq and is a predicted model, not a curated record.